Messenger RNA from Owenia fusiformis, 3432 nucleotides. Lineage: Eukaryota; Metazoa; Annelida; Polychaeta; Sabellida; Oweniidae. The record is from the annotation of a GenBank genome assembly.
AAAAUAGAAAAAUAUUGAAAAAAAAGUUCAUGCAAUGAUUGUAUCUUUAUGCCUAUUCUAAAUCACAACUGGAUGCUGUCCAUUUUCACAACCAAUUCGAGGGUCCAGCCAUUCUACUAAGAUGUAUGGAGCAGAGAUAGACUUGGAGUCGAAUAGUUUAUGUCUGAUAGACAGUGCCAUUACCAGUCUACAAGAUGUUCCCCUUAGACCACACCUGACCAAUCUCAACCUCCAUUCUAACCACAUAGAAAGAAUAGAGAAACUCUCUCAUUUAACAUUAUUAAAACAUUUAGAUUUGUCUUCAAAUCAAAUCUCAAGAAUAGAAGGACUCAAUGGACUAGUGUCGUUAAAAAGUCUAAACCUUGCGUGUAAUCACAUCUCAAGAGUUGAGGGAUUGGAGCGUCUAAACAAUCUUGAAAGACUUAAUUUAUCAUACAACAAUCUAACAGACAUAACAUGUCUUCAAUUAAUGUAUGAACCCCAAUAUAAACUUUCACAUAUUGAUCUCCAUGGCAACAACAUCCAGUCAAUUGACAUGGUAACACAGAGUUUAGCAGGAUGUACAUCACUACGCCACCUUUACCUACAGUAUGAAUCUGCUGAUAAUCCAGUAUGUUAUGUUCCCAAUUACCAUAAACAUGUCAUGACUGUCUUGCCUCAGCUGAUCUCGCUUGAUGGCUUAGAUCAACAUGAGCGACCAAUGGCUGUCACCGUCGACAAUGUAUUAGCAGAUAUCCCAGGAAUUGAAGAUUUUAUGGAUGUGUUAAAACCACCAUCCAGUACAGAUGCAAAGGAUGUCAUAAAACUAGCAACUCCUAAUAUCGACACAGUUCUUGAGAAGUUUCGUUCUCGUGGUGCAUCAACUCCAGAGUUAACAAGCAAUACAUCUUUUGGAAAUACCACAUCCUCUGUUACUUCUGAUGGUAGAGGUCUAUCAGGUGCUACAACAUCAAGUUCAAACGAUCUCAUUCAUACACCACCAGAAAAACUAAAGAAAACUGAUCAUGAAGAAAGACUGGAAAAACUAGAGCAGCAACUUGCUGAAUAUCUGACAUCUAAUGAUAAGAAAGGUAUUGAGUCAGCAGAAGAAAAAACCAAAAAGUCUAAUACAAUUGAGAAAAGACCAGUAAGGAGUAGAUAUGUAGCAAAAAGAGAUUGUGAUGUCACAGAUGAAAGUGAUGUUGAUAGUGCACAGAGUCAAAGAACUUUGAAAAACAAAAAGACAACUGGCAUUCCCAGUCUACAAAAAGGUGGUAGAGGUAGUCAAAGAACAGCCAAACCAACUCAAUCUAUGAGCGAACCUCAAUAUAAUACAAGACAACCAAAUAAAUACACAAAUGGACCCCAACAAAAUAAAAGACAACCAAUUAGCACAAAAGUAAACACAAUGGAUUCACCAUCAGCAAUAGCUCAAGAUGACCAACAGCGCAGAGAUAUUGAAGACACAUAUGUACAGCUCAUGAAGGAAGUUGAAAGUGAAAGAGAAAGAAGGUGGAAGGCAGAACAAGCUGCAAGGAAACUUGUAGAGCAUAUACAGAAGCUACAAACAUCAGCAAAGGAAGAACAUGACGUACAGGAUAUUGCCAUUCAAGCCACUACAAGACUCAAACAUGCACUCACCAAUGAGAGAGAAGCAAAACUGAGACUUCAAGAUGACCUAGAUGCAACUAAAAAGCAAUUAGAAGAUGUUUCAGAACAACUUAAAGCAAGCCAGAAACACGAGGAAGAACAAAGAAGGGCAUUAAGAGCUUUAGAGACAACAUCAGUGCAAUUUGAGACAAAGAGAAUACAAGAGUCAUCGGAGCAAGCCAAGAAGGUUCAACAGGCACAGUUACAGAACAGUGCUACACAGAGGGAAGCUGAACUACUGCGAACAUCAGUCAAAUCACUUAAAGGACAAUUACAGCAGAUGCAAGAACUAUUGGCUGAUAGAGAACAGGAACACAGGAAGGAGCUGUCACAAAGAUACAGUCUUGGAAGCCCAGAGCUACAGGGUCUUAUAAGCAAAGAGGUCGCCAGAGUAGAAUCCAGACACAUACAAGAACUGCAAGCCAAUCAGAACAAGAUCGCCAACCUAACACAGCAGUAUAAUGAGCUGGAAGAUGAGUUUAGGAUGGGCCUACAAGUAGAGGCAAACAGAUUCAAUGAGCUACAAACAGCAUACAAAGCAUCAAGUACAGAAGCAGCAGAGAACAGACAAGCUUUAGUUGCUGCACAGAAAAAGGAUGAAAAGACAAGUAAUAUUGUAACAGAGCUGACUGCAUUGGUAAAAGAGCAAAAAGCAAGGAUAACUGAACUGGCUAAGACUAAACAGGAGCAGGUUGCUGAUAUGAAAGAACGCCUUAAUCAGCAGGAUGCCCAUUUGGAAGAGGCUAGGAAGAGACUGUCGCAAAUGGAAUUUCUGAAACAGGAAAAUAAAAAGUUGGUUUCAAAGAACCAUGCUUUAGAGUCAGUCAUAGAAGGUCUGAGAUCAGAAAGAAAACUAUGGAGUGAGGAAUUAGCUCAACAGGGGUCAUCACUUGCCCAGGAUAGAGGGCGCUUGGAGUCAAAGAUAGAGGCUCUUACACAGGAAACGCAAACACUCAGGAAACAGUUAGAUAGAGAAGUAGAUGGGAUGAAAAUCAAAUCAAAAAUGAUAGAUGACCAGACUGAAACUAUAAGAAAACUCAAAGAGGGACUUUCAGAGAGGGAUAACGAUGUUAAAAAGGCACGUGAAGAAAGCCUUAAGAUUCAACAAGAUCUCGAAGCACAACUAGCUGAGGAGAGCACUGCGUACCAAGAUGCCCAAAACACAAUAGAAAAGCUACAGCAGAGGAAAGAAGACCUUAAGGAACAACUUAUGGAGCUCCAGGCCCAGUUGGAAGAUUCACAAAAGGCACAUGGGAUACUCAACAAGAAGUGGACUGACAAGUCUUCCUUGAUUGGGAGACUAGAGGAACAGGUGCAAGGAAUGAAGACUACAUGGGAGAAUAAGGAGAAGACUCUUACAGAGGAGAGAGACAAGGCUGUACAAGCAGCUGAAUCUGCAGUUGAAAAGUUGAAAUCAUUGGACAAUGCAUUCCGUAAACAACUUGAUGCCAAGGAAUCUAGUCACCAGAUCGAACUUGAUAAACUGACCAAUCAGAAGCAAGAAGAGCUUAAUGAGGCAUAUCGCCGCAUAAUGGAGGUUGAGGAUGAAAUGCGAGCACUUCUAGCUGAGAAUGAAUCUAAUAAGAAAGCAAUGGACGACAGGAUUAGGAAAUUGACUCAAGGUUUUACUGAGCUCCAACAAGACCUCAUUAGAUGAUACUGGGCUAGUAAUAAAUGUGAUACUUAGGCAAUAAUAAUAGAUUGAAGUGAAUAUACAGUUUACAAUACUAUCAGGAUUGUUCCUCUUUAGAACGAUUUUUGCAAAUGAUCUCUCAAAUACCAGCUAGAGUUGGCCAGGAUUGU